Molecule: messenger RNA, 687 nt
Organism: Thyridium curvatum
Lineage: Eukaryota; Fungi; Ascomycota; Sordariomycetes; Thyridiales; Thyridiaceae
Exons: 2
Coding region: 1-687 (228 amino acids)
Biological process (GO): electron transport coupled proton transport; aerobic respiration; mitochondrial respiratory chain complex I assembly
Molecular function (GO): 4 iron, 4 sulfur cluster binding; quinone binding; NADH dehydrogenase (ubiquinone) activity
Source: RefSeq, a predicted model, not a curated record
AUGUCGGCGUCUCUGCGCACGACGGCCUCGGCCGCCUUGAGAGCCAAGCCGACCACCGCCCUCCUCCCCUUCCGAACCGCCACCGCCGCCCUCUCCUCCUCAUCACGGAAGCCCUACGCCGGCCACGCCGCCGUCGUCGGCGGCUCCAACGACCACACGGGCCUCGCCCGCCGCGAGCGCAAGGAGGUGCCCCUCGCCAGCCAGGAGCCCACCAAGGGCGUCGUCCAGUACGCCCUGACGACGCUCGACAUCAUGGCCAACUGGGCCCGCCAGUCGUCGCUCUGGCCCAUGACCUUCGGCCUCGCCUGCUGCGCCGUCGAGAUGAUGCACCUGUCCACCCCGCGCUACGACCAGGACCGCCUCGGCAUCAUCUUCCGCGCCUCGCCGCGGCAGUCGGACGUCAUGAUCGUCGCCGGCACCCUGACCAACAAGAUGGCCCCCGCCCUGCGCCAGGUCUACGACCAGAUGCCCGAGCCGCGCUGGGUCAUCUCGAUGGGCUCGUGCGCCAACGGCGGCGGCUACUACCACUACAGCUACAGCGUCGUCCGCGGCUGCGACCGCAUCGUCCCCGUCGACGUCUACGUCCCCGGCUGCCCGCCCACCAGCGAGGCCCUCAUGUACGGCAUCUUCCAGCUGCAGCGCAAGAUGCGGAAUACCAAGAUCACGAGGAUGUGGUACCGCAAGUAG